Molecule: messenger RNA, 3834 nt
Organism: Pedinophyceae sp. YPF-701
Lineage: Eukaryota; Viridiplantae; Chlorophyta; Pedinophyceae
Source: the annotation of a GenBank genome assembly
AUGGCGACGGGGCCAGAGGACCCGUCCCGCCGGCUGCCCGCGUCCGAGCCAAAGCAGGUGGCGCUGGGCCUCGACCUCGGCACCACCAAUAGCUUCGCGGGAAUGGUGAAGCCGGGGUCCACGGUAGUCAUUCCAAUCUCGCCGAGCCCCGAGCCCUCCGGCGUGCUGCUGGUCCGCAGCGGCGACGCGGACGCCUUCGAGCGGCACUACGGCAACGACGCGGUCGCGCGGUUGCGCAUCCACACCGCGCACCCCAGCUCUCAGAAGUGCGUGGUGUACAUUACGGAUGCGAAGCGCGCCGUCAUGCGCGUCCGCGACGACGGGCGUCGUCGGGGCCGCGGCCACGACGACACGCAGGCAGUAUCGGAGGACGUCGUCAGGGCGAUCGAGGCGCAGCCCGGGGUGACGGUGGGCUACACGCCUGCGGGAUUCCUCGUCAUGAGCUGUGGGGGGGGCACGUCGCUCGCCCCGCACGACGUCUUGGCCGGCGUCAUGCGGUAUUGGAAGGGUCUGGCGGUUAGCAAGCUGACGAGUAACGAGAAAAUCGGUCUCGUCGUCGUUACGGUGCCACACAGCUUCGACGAGGCGCAGCGCACUGCGGUGCUGGUGGCCGCCGAGCGAGCGGGCUUCGGCAACGUCCGGUUGCUACCGGAGCCCGUCGCAGCGGCGUACGGCCACGAGCUGCCGAGCGGCGUCGGGGACCGGCCUGCGCAGGAGGAGGCGUGGAUGGUCUUCGACAUGGGCGCCGGCACGCUCGACGUCACCGUGAUGGUGCGCCGCAGCGCCGCCGGGACACGGGAGCAGCUCGGCGCGGAGCAGCCGCAGUCCAAGCGCGCGCGGCUUGACGAGCCGGGCGACGCGGGCGCGGACGAGGAUGAGUUUUCGUACCUGGACGUGGUGUCCACCGCGGGCUCCUCGCGCUGCGGGGGGCGGGACAUCGACGACGCGGUGCGGCGCCAGCUCGAGCUCGCAUACGCCGCCGCGGCCCCGGCGGACCAGCCGCACGAGUCCAGCCCGGAGCUCGACGCCGCGACGUACCAGGAGCAGCGCCUCGCCGCCGAGACGGCGAAGCUCGCCCUCGCGCUUCAAGCGUCUGCGGGGGUCAUGUGGAUCCCCGGCGUAGGGAAGCAGCCCAUCGACGUCAAUAUCUCGCGCGAUGGCGUCAAGACGUCACAGGAGUGGCGCAACCUCGAGCGCCGGAUCGCCGCGACGCUCAGAGAUGCAUGGACGGGAGCGUGCGACAAGCGACCAGGAUUGAAGGACGCCGAGUUAUCGGUCCUCAUGGUGGGGGGGUCGUCGGAGUUCCCCCUCGUCAAGGACGCCGUCGAGGUCGCCCUCGAGCAGCUGCCGCAGGAGCGCGGCCGCCGCCGUGACCGGGCUGCCGCGAAGACCACCGCGUCGAACGCCUGGUGCGCGGACCCGAUGCGCUGCGUCGCCAACGGCGCGGCGAAGUGCGCUCGGCGCUUGCUGGACAAUCCGCACGAGGACGUCUUCCAGGACGUCCUCGCCUUCUCCUUCGGGAUAGAGUACCGCCUUCAGCGCGGGGCACACGCCGUGCAAACGGUGUUCGCGAGGAACACGACGCUGCCGGCGACCACCACGCUGGAGCCCUUCGCGACGUUCGAGGACAACCAGGAGACGGUCGCCUUCAACCUGCUGGCCUACCAGGGCGGCACGUGCGGCAACGCGAAGGACGGUCGUCCUAUGGGCACAUUGGAGAUCGGCGGGCUGCCGGCUCGCGCCAGGGGCAUGGUGGAGUUCGUGCUGACGGUCAAAGUCGGUUCGGACUACUCGCUGCACAUGGAGGCGACGUGGAGCGAGCCGCAUGGCUCCGAAGUCGGAGACAAGCGCGGCUUGGAGCAAGGAGCACGCAGCGCGCCUGGAGGGGGGGAGUCCGGCAGCGCGGAUGACCACAGGCUCAACGUGAACCUCCAUCAGCAGUGGCGCGACGUCUUGGAAAGGACGACCGACAUCCUCGGGGCCACGGUGGUGGCCGCGGCGGAGCCCGGGGCGGCGGCUGCUGCUGCGGCGGAGCCCGGGGCCACGGUGGUGGCUGCCGCGGCGGAGCCCGGGGCCACGGUGGUGGCUGCCGCGGCGGAGCCCGGGGCCGCGGUGGUGGCUGCUGCGGCGGAGCCCGGGGCCACGGUGGUGGCUGCCGCGGCGGAGCCCGGGGCCACGGCUGCGGUGCCUUCGGCGGCGGCGCAGUCCGACCAAGGCCUGCGGGGUCUGCCCGUCCCGCAGCUGCUGACUCUCGCUCGGGAGGGAAUAGACGCGGUGCGCAAACUCUCCCUCACGAAACGCCGCGAGGGGUACGCAGCGCCGGGAGGGGAGAGGAUGUGGAGCGAGGAGCGUCUCCUGAGCCUCCUUGUCAUGCUAGCGCUGUUUCCGAAGGGAACCCACAACAGGUGGGCCACCAUAUCCACCGAGGCUGGAAACCUUCGUGGCUUGCCAGGCGAAUCGCUCUCAGGCCUACACGCGGCGCAGAUCGCGCGCAAGGCAGGAGCUGACUUCGUCCGGGCAUGUGUCGAGCAGAUGCAUGGCCGCUUUCGGAGAGACGGCGACAGCGCAGCAGGCGGACGGGUGGGAGCAGCGCCUGCAGAGGAGCCGGCGCAGCAGGAGCCGGCGCAGCAGGAGCCGGCGCAGCAGGAGCGUGACAUGAAGGCUGUGCCCGAUGCUGAUUGGGCUGAUGCUGGCGCGGGGUCGCUGGGGGGCUUCGGGGACGGCUCCGGCGUUGCGGCGUCGGGGGGCGAGGCUUCUGCGAAGAGCACGGGGGGCGGAGACGUCGCCAUGGACGGUCAAGACGACGGCGACGGGGCUGGGGUCGAGGCACCGGCGGCGGAGGCGGUGCCCGCGGCGGCCGGGAGCGACGAGCGGGCACCGCGGCACGAUGGGGCGGCCCGGACGGCGCCCAGCGGACGCGACACGUCACUUCCCGGGACGUUUGAAAAGGGUGGACCGUCACCCAAGUCCGCCGUGUCGACCGAGGUCCUGGGCCUCGCCGAUCGCGCACUCGCCGACGUUCGGAGCGAGCGGCCCAGCCUGGGCAGGAGGGGGCGCAUGUCGGAAUGGGACGACUACCGUGUGGCCCGUGUCGCCGCGCUGAUGUUCACGCUGCGCGAAACGGGUAAGCGCGUCACGGCGAAGUCGCUUCUGGAUCUCGACGCGAGCGAAGAUCUGCCUUCCCUCGCAGACCUCGACAACUCAGCGGUGACUACGCUCCUGAAGAACAACAGGCUGCUGGCGGCGGUGCUCGGGAAGAUGGACUCCACAUUCACCGCCGCGCAAGAGGAGUUCGCACAGCAGCUCCUCGACCAGCAGGGUGUGGCAGGAGGGAGCGACUACGACGCUCGGAUGGGGAGCGUCGCCGAGCACCUGGACUACUGGUCGCAGGUCUCCCUGGCGGAGGUGCGUGAGGAGCUGGGGAAACAGCGCAAGCUGCACCUCCUGCUCGAGCCGGCGGGCUGGACCCCGCACAUGGAGCGCCGUCUCCUCUGGCUUUUCGGCGUCCACGGCUGGGAUGCUAUGCGCCCAGACGUCCUCCGCAAGUGGGACCAAGGCACCUUGCAUCGCCUGACGGCUACUGGGCAGGAUGAGGCGUGCGCCAGGGUCGCGACAAAGGCGAUCGUCGGGCAUAACGGCGACCUUUUGUUUGGUCCGGCCCUGGGCAAGCUCCAGCACAACCUGCAGGUGGUGCGGGAGGCGUGCAGCGACGCUGACGACCGCGGCAUGCUCUUCGCGACCUUCGACGAGCUGCUGGGCGACGACCCGUUCGGGCCGGUCUGCAAGGGUCGCCAGAUCCUCGCGGAAAGCGGCGAUGGGACUCGGACGACCUAG